GUUAUAAAUUUCAUAAUGUUGUCUUAUUAAUAAUCUGAUUAUUGAUUGAUCGAAUAACAAGGGAAGAAAUAAUCAGCAGAUUGGGGGAGCUCUUCUUUGAAUGAGAACGGAAUUCACCUGAAAUUCUGGGUCGACAUUGAAUGUUGAUUUGAUUUUUAUCCGAGGAUUCAGGUUUCUCCUUUAUUUUGCUUCAAGGCUUACAUGCAUGAAGGUUUGAUUUGGAUUCCAUUCUUCUCCUGUGUUUUUGGAGGGAAAAAGGGUUGAUUGUGGAUUUUUGCUUUUUUCUUUGUCGUUUUUGAAUUUGAUUACUGGGUCAGUAUCGCAAUUGAGAAGCUCAUACAUGAGAUUUUCUAAUUUGGCUGGUUUCUCCACAUGGUGAAUUUUUGAAUUGUUGUUAAGGAAAUCGAUCCAGGGAUUUCGCUUUUGUGUCUGAUUGAGUAUUAGGGAGCAGUGGAUCGUGGAUUUACGUGGAACCGAGACUUGGUGAUAUUCGGUGUUGAUAUCCUGAAAUUUACAUUUUAUUGUUUCUGAAUAUAGAGGGUUUUCGGGCAAUUGAUCACGAAUCUGAAGGGCUGCAGUGAAAGCUGUUAAUUGGCAGUUUGACAGUUCUCGCUAACUAGAUUAUUUUCCAGAUUGUUCUUUGACCAUUAUUCUUUUCUGAUACUGGGGGAAACAGGGUAUAGAAAUGGAUGUUAGAGUUGGAAGGAGAUGAGAAUAUCAUGAUGAGUGGGAAAAGCGAGUUCUUAAGUCAAUGGAUGCCACGAAUUGGACAUUCUCUGAUCUCGUAGGGUUUGUGAAAUCUUGGAUCCCUUGGCGGUCCGAGCCUGCAAAUGUGUCGAGGGAUUUUUGGAUGCCUGAUCAGAGCUGUAGGGUAUGCUAUGAGUGUGAUUCGCAGUUCAACUUGUUCAACCGUAGGCACCAUUGUCGGCUCUGUGGACGAAUUUUCUGUGCCAAGUGUACCUCAAAUUGGGUUCCUACGCUAUCCAGUGAGCCAACGAAUCCUCUGGAAGAGUGGGAUAAGAUUAGGGUCUGUAACUAUUGUUACAAGCAAUGGGAACAGGGAUUGACAGGAUCUGUUGGAAAUGGGCUCCAGGUUGCCGACCUGGAUCUCAUCAGUACUUCUCCCUCAGCUUCUAGUUUCAUUAGCACCAAGUCCAGCGAAUCCUGUGACAGCAGUAGCAUGACGUUUGUGUCACUACCACAGUCGGCUGCACUUAGCCCGUAUCAAUCAGCUUUGCUGGAUAGUACUAUGGAAAGACAAAGUGUUGCAGCUGCAGUGAGCAGUGUCCAUGCUGUGGACAUAGGAGAACAGAACCCAUCCCAAGAUGAAUUCGAAUUUUACCCAACCAGAAGUGAUGAUGAAGAUGAAGAAUCUGGAUUAUCUUGCGUAGGUUCUGGAACAAGUCACUUGUCACAGGUUCAUGGCUACUUUGAUCAUGUUCACUUUGAUGACACCGAGAAUGACUAUAAAUCACAUAAUUUGCAUCCUGAUGAAGAUGCUGUUGAUUCAGAAACCAUGAACAUCUCUUCAUCACAGAAUAGGUUUGAUUCCCAUGAUUCCCUAGAACUCGAGCAAGUUGCUCAAAGAAGUGCUGAACAUUAUAUUAGUGAUGAAGGUGAGGCACCAUCUUCUAUAUAUGUUGCUGAAGAUGUAAAUACUGAACCUGUGGAUUUUGAAAACAACGGAGUUCUCUGGCUCCCUCCUGAGCCAGAAGAUGAAGAAGAUGAAAAGGAAGUACUUCUAUUUGAGGAUGAUGAUGAUGAUGAUGAUGAUGAUGAGGAUAGUGCUGGAGAAUGGGGACACUCACGCAGUUCACGCGGUUUUGGAAGUGGAGAGUACGGAAACAAAGACAAGCCAAAUGAGGAGCAAAAGAGAGUCCUGAAGAAUGUGGUUGAUGGUCAUUUUCGGGCGUUAGUAGCUCAACUCUUACAGGUAGAGAAUCUUCCUGCAGGGGAGGAAAAUGAUAAAGAGAGUUGGUUGGAAAUAGUCACGGCAUUGUCGUGGGAGGGUGCUCUAUUACUAAAGCCAGAUAUGAGCAAAAGUGCGCAAAUGGACCCAGGGAAUUAUGUUAAAGUAAAAUGUUUAGCUUCUGGACGUCGAAGUGAGAGUAUGGUGGUAAGAGGAGUCGUGUGCAAGAAAAAUGUGGCUCAUCGGCGGAUGACAUCGAAAAUUGAGAGCCCUCGUUUGUUGAUCCUUGGCGGGGCUCUUGAAUACCAAAGGGUUUCCAAUGCUCUCUCAAGCUUUGAUACUCUGUUGCAGCAGGAAAUGGAUCAUCUUAAGAUGGCUGUUGCAAAAAUAGAUGCACAUCAUCCUGACAUUCUUCUUGUCGAAAAAUCUGUUUCACGAUAUGCACAGGAGUACCUUCUUGCAAAAAAUAUCUCACUUGUUCUAAAUAUAAAAAGGCCACUUUUGGAGCGUAUAGCCCGGUGCACUGGUGCCCAAAUAGUUCCUUCAAUUGAUCACCUGUCAUCCCAGAAAUUAGGAUAUUGUGACAUGUUCCAUGUUGAGAAGUGUUUGGAAGAGCACGGCACUGCUGGUCAGGAUGGAAAGAAGCUGGUGAAAACAUUGAUGUAUUUUGAAGGUUGUCCAAAGCCACUAGGCUGCACGAUCUUACUUCGGGGUGCCAAUGGGGAUGAGUUGAAGAAAGUGAAGCAUGUUCUGCAAUAUGGAGUUUUUGCGGCUUAUCACCUAGCUUUGGAGACAUCUUUUCUUGCUGAUGAAGGUGCUACUCUGCCAGAAAUUCCACUCAACACCCCAAUCACAGUGGCGCUUCCAGGUAAGCGAUCAAAGAUUGAAAGGUCCAUCUCAACUAUACCUGGUUUUACGGUUCCAGACAGUGAGAAAACUCCUGGCCCGCAACCUGGCGAUGAACCACAGAGGUCAAACAGUGUUCCGGCUUCAGAUCUGGUCAAGGUAACAAAUGCUUCCAUUCACGGAAAUGAAUAUGCGGAGACUAGCAUUCCCACUUCAAUGAGCUCUCAGUUCGUGGAGCCCGCUGCCUCAUCUUCUGCAGGAGGUUUGAACGAGCCCUCUUUUCAUGCAUCAGAAGAACCGGGACUUGUGGAUUUAGCCGUGUCUUUGGAAGGAAAAGGUUUUCCAGCAGAUAGACUGGCUGCUACAGGAGAUUCCCGCCUCACUAGUGAUUGUGGAGAUUCAGAUGUCAAAAUCAGGCAGAGUGAUUGCUCUGAUGUUUAUGCUAAGAGAAAUGUUUCGAAGCCACAGCCUUUGCAACUUAAUGGAAAACAAAUCUUUGAGGACCAAUCAACUUUAAAAGAAGACUUUCCACCUUCCCCUGCUGACCAUCAAAGCAUCUUGGUUUCCUUAUCAUCACGAUGUGUGUGGAAGGGAACUGUCUGUGAAAGAUCCCAUCUUUUUCGGAUCAAAUACUAUGGUAACUUUGACAAGCCAUUGGGUCGUUUUCUACGGGAUCAUUUGUUUGAUCAGAAUUAUAGAUGCCGCUCAUGUGAGAUGCCUGCAGAAGCUCAUGUUCAGUGCUAUACUCAUCGACAAGGUACCCUUACGAUCUCGGUUAAGAAACUCCCAGAAAUUCUUUUACGUGGUGAGAGGGACGGAAAGAUUUGGAUGUGGCAUCGUUGCCUGAAGUGUCCAAGAACUAAUGGCUUCCCACCUGCAACACGAAGGGUUGUGAUGUCGGAUGCUGCCUGGGGAUUGUCCUUCGGAAAAUUUUUGGAGCUAAGCUUUUCAAACCAUGCCGCUGCUAGCAGAGUGGCAAGCUGCGGUCAUUCUUUACAUAGAGACUGUCUUCGGUUUUAUGGAUUCGGGAAAAUGGUAGCUUGCUUUCGUUAUGCAUCAAUCGAUGUUCACUCAGUGCACCUGCCUCCUCCGAAACUUGAUUUCAACUAUGAAAGUCAGGAGUGGAUAGAAAAAGAAUUUAAUGAGGUGGCUAGUCGAGCUGAGCUUCUGUUCUCUGAAGUGCUUAAUGCUCUUCGUCUUCUGGUAGAAAGAAAUUCUAGCUCUAGUCUGCUCAAUGGUGGCGUGAAAGUUCCUGAAUCAAGGCACCAUUUGGUAGAUCUAGAAGGGAUGUUGCAGAAAGAGAAGUCAGAAUUUGAGGAGUCGCUACAAAAAGUUUUGAACAAGGAAGCAAGAAAAGGACAAUCAGCCAUUGAUAUUCUUGAGCUCAAUCGUCUCCGAAGACAACUUGUGUUCCAGUCUUACAUGUGGGACCACCGCCUGAUUUAUGCAGAUAGUUUAGAUAACAAGAGCCAACAAGAUGACAUUGAGGUCACCUGUUCAGAAUCCAUUCAGACACCUAAAGCUGUUACACAGAAGCUUCUUGAUAUCAAUGUUCCAGUUAAGACAAGUGAAGAAACUUCUGGUUAUAUUGCUCCAGAUGCAAAGCCUGAUCAAAGCCCUGAACAUGGGGUAAGUGAAAGGAGCACGAAUCAUUGUCCUGAGGAGCUUCAUCACAGAACUGAUGCACUUUUAACCUCUGACCUUGGGAAUCAAAAUUUACUUGCUCUAAAACCCAAUGAUGAAUCUGAUACUAGGGAAUCUAAUGUCACUGUUCCUCGAGUCCUGUCUGAUGGGCAAGUUCCAAUUUCUUUAUCCGAUACUCUUGAUGCAGCAUGGACUGGUGAAAAUUAUCCUGGUGUUGGGAUCACCAAGAACAAUAAUUUAUCCGUAUCAGUUGAAGCCGAUAAUCUAUCCACUGCUGGAACAUCUGAAAAGUUGGACGUCGAAGACAACACGGAGGAUCUCAGCGUCUCUAAGGUCUCUCGCUCGCCAUCUUUUUUCUUUUCUAAAUCUGAGAACAUGGAAGACGCUGUAAGCUGGUUGGGCAUGUCAUUUAUGAGUUUCUACAGAUCAUUAAACAAAAAUUUCUUAGGGAGUGCUCAGAAACUCGAUACACUCAGUGAAUAUAAUCCCGUAUACAUUUCAUCAUUCCGGGAGUCUGAACUCAAAGGUGGGGCCAGGUUACUCCUGCCUGUGGGAGUUAAUGAUACUGUUGUUCCGAUAUAUGAUGAUGAGCCUACCAGCAUUAUAUCUUAUGCACUUCUCUCGCCUGAUUAUCUUGUCCAACUGUCUGAUGAGCCAGAGAGACCGAAGGACACUUCUGACGCGCUGUUUUCUAUGCAGUCCAUGGAUGCAGGACAUUUCCAAUCAUUUCACUCUUUGGAUGAGAUGGUGUUGGAAUCUUACAGAAGUUUUGGAUCUGUAGAUGAUACCAUGUUGCCCUUAACAGCUUCUCGUAGUUCUUUGCCUUUGGAUCCACUCUCAUAUACAAAAGCUUUGCAUGCCAGAAUGUCUUUUACGGAUGAUGGUCCCCUUGGGAAUAUGAAAUACAGUGUUACUUGUUAUUAUGCAAAGCGUUUUGAGGCCUUGAGGAGGAUAUGUUGUCCAUCCGAGAUUGAUUUCAUUAGAUCUCUUAGCCGUUGUAAGAAAUGGGGAGCCCAAGGUGGUAAGAGCAAUGUUUUUUUUGCAAAAACUCUGGACGACAGAUUUAUCAUUAAGCAAGUGACUAAAACUGAGCUGGAAUCAUUCAUCAAGUUUGCUCCAGGAUAUUUUAAAUAUCUUUCUGAAUCAGUUGGCUCAGGAAGUCCAACAUGCCUGGCAAAGAUUCUUGGUAUCUAUCAGGUUACAUCCAAAAAUCUCAAAGGAGGGAAGGAAUCAAAAAUGGACGUGCUAGUUAUGGAGAAUCUUCUUUUUGGUAGAAACCCAUCACGGCUUUAUGAUCUUAAAGGAUCUUCCAGGUCACGGUACAAUCCUGAUUCUUCUGGAAGUAAUAAGGUUUUACUGGAUCAGAACUUGAUAGAAGCAAUGCCCACUUCCCCAAUUUUUGUUGGAAAUAAAGCCAAGAGACUAUUAGAAACAGCGGUUUGGAAUGAUACUGCUUUUCUCGCCUCGGUAGAUGUUAUGGAUUACUCACUACUGGUUGGGGUUGAUGAAGAGAAGCACGAGCUUGUUCUUGGGAUUAUCGACUUCAUGAGACAAUAUACAUGGGACAAGCACCUCGAGACUUGGGUUAAGGCAUCAGGCAUUCUUGGGGGACCCAAAAAUGCUUCACCAACAGUAAUUUCUCCAAAGCAAUACAAGAGGAGAUUCAGGAAAGCCAUGACUACCUAUUUUUUGAUGGUUCCAGAUCAAUGGUCACCUCCUACAAUCAUUCCUAGCAAGUCUCAUGCUGACUUGUCUCAAGAGAACAACAAGAAGACACAACAAAUUAAAACCUCCUCUGAGGGAAAACCACCCAGGUCCUACUAAAUCAUAGGGAUUCAAUCACCAUCUUAGUUUCUUCUAUGUUAUAUAUAUAUCUCUAUAUAUACUUUCCAUCUUUUACUUUUUGGUUUUUCUUUAGAAUUAGGAAUUCAUGAUUAUUUUGUUAGAAGAAAGAAAGCAAAACAAGGCAGUUCAGGUCAUGAGAACUGCCUGCCUGCAUAUUGGAUGACCUCCCCGGAAAGGUUUUGUUGUAGACCCCUUCUUUUUUGAUACCACCCCAUCCCCACCCCAUGAUUU
This is a messenger RNA of Sesamum indicum (sesame), 6475 nucleotides long. Its product is annotated as 1-phosphatidylinositol-3-phosphate 5-kinase FAB1B. Gene Ontology annotation, biological process: phosphatidylinositol phosphate biosynthetic process. Gene Ontology annotation, molecular function: metal ion binding; ATP binding; 1-phosphatidylinositol-3-phosphate 5-kinase activity. Gene Ontology annotation, cellular component: endosome membrane. The record is from RefSeq and is a predicted model, not a curated record. Lineage: Eukaryota; Viridiplantae; Streptophyta; Magnoliopsida; Lamiales; Pedaliaceae.